Bradysia coprophila is the source of this 1308-nucleotide messenger RNA. It is a transcript of the gene pasi1, whose product is annotated as septate junction component pasiflora 1. Gene Ontology annotation, cellular component: plasma membrane. Lineage: Eukaryota; Metazoa; Arthropoda; Insecta; Diptera; Sciaridae. The record is from RefSeq and is a predicted model, not a curated record. Gene Ontology annotation, biological process: establishment of glial blood-brain barrier; septate junction assembly; regulation of tube length, open tracheal system.
GUGUUGACAUAUCAUACGUAUAGUGAUGUAGUGUAUAGAAGGUGUUAAUAACAAUUUAAUAUUUUUGUGUUGUUUUAUUCACAUUUUUAUAAAAUAAAAUUCCAAUUUAAUGGUAAACAACAGUCGGAACGCACAAAAUAUUGAAAUAAUCGCAAAAAUUGGCCACUACUUUCACAGAAGUACAAGUGCAUCACUCGUCCACCGCGCAAUUUCAUACAACAAACGAAUGUUCAACAUUCCAUUGUGGCAUUCCAUUGACCAACGUUAACUUUAACGAAAAAGAGAUUUUAAUUUGCAACGUUGAACCAAAACCGUAAUCAAAAUGGUUUGGCUAGAAUCUUGCUGGUCUCCAUGCAUCUGGACAAAUUCCGUUAAAUCCGGAAGUUAUGCAAUCGCCGUUUACACAGCCGCUAUGUCCGUUGUUUUAAUAACAAUGGUUGGAUACAUGCUCUGCGGUGGCGAUUCGACACAGUUGUAUUCACCUCUAUUCGAAACAGACAUUCGACUAUCGAUGAAAGUGGUUGGGGCGUUGUUUAUAGUCUACUUCAUCGGAUUGAUUGCCGCUUCGUAUUUGAUUUAUUUCGGAAUUCGAAUCAGCACUCGAGGAUGGCUAUUACCAUGGCUAAUUAUGUUUGGCAUCGCUAUCCUCUUCCAACUGGUAUUCGGACUAUGGUUGAUUGGAGGCUACUACAUUUAUCUGGACGCAACAUACGCCUGUUUAGUCAAUUGGUGCUGGAUGGCGUACAACAUUUACUGUUGGAUGGUUGUAUACUCACAGUAUCAGAUUUUCGUCUUGAUACAGUCACCUAACAUUGAAUUGCUCAUGCCUUAUUAGCAUGUUCGAUGUUGAAGUGAAUCGGGUUAGUUAAGCAGUAUGGUCCAUUUAAACGAUGCACCAGAUGGAGCUAGUUCAUCAAUUAUCUCAUUAAGUAAUUUUAGUAUGCCAAACGUAACUUUGUAGACUCGAAACAUAUCUCACGCGAAAAGUACUGCCACGUUUUUCAUUUGACGCAUUUGACAUUCCAACGAAAAGAAAAAAAUUCUUCCCCAGACACGACGCACAUUACUUAGCAUUAUUGUUGAAAAUUAGACUUUGACCGACGAUCACAUUCAAAGAGAAGACAAAAAAAACAAAUAGAGAUCUGACGUAUCAACGAGAUAUUUUACAAAGUCUCCAGCCUUAGGUUUAAGUUAGUCGAGUAAAAGCAUAAAUUUUAAGCUUUAAAUUGUUCAAAAUGAUGUAAAUUCACGUACCGUCCAUUUUAUACACGAGAAAAAAUUAAAAUUUUGAGAAUAAAAGUUUUGUGA